AUGUUGAAAAAGGUAAAAAGAACGGAAUCGCUAGAACACACCAAACUGCUUUGGAGGCAGUUGGAGGUGGUACAAGAUGCAAUGGAAAAUAUGGAAUUGUGUGAUGUUUGGAGAAUUUUUAAUCCAGAUUGUAAAAGAUACAUCUGGCGCCAGAGACAGCCAGAAGUUCACUGCAGUCUUGAUUUUUUCUUAGUUAGUCAAUCCAUACUAGGUAUAAGUACUUAUACAGAUAUCACACCAGGAUUCAAAACUUAUCAUUCUCUGAUAACGCUUAGCCUAUCUUUACAUUCUAAUCCUAGGGGAAACGGUUUUUGGAAGCUAAAUACGUCUCUACGCGCUGAUAACAAUUUUACUGAAACAAUAAAAAUAGCGAUACAAGAAACAGCUAACAAAUACAAGGACGAUAACCUGGUUAACCCUCUAUUACUGUGGGAUAUGAUAAAACUAAAAGUCCGCGAAAAAUCGAUUACUUAUUCCGCUCCCAUUAAAAAAGCAAAAGUAAAAAAAAAGAGGAGCUGGAGAAACGACUUGACAAUACUUGUAGCAAUGAUCCGCCAGUGA
Messenger RNA from Porites lobata, 561 nucleotides. The record is from the annotation of a GenBank genome assembly. NCBI's taxonomy places the organism in Eukaryota, Metazoa, Cnidaria, Anthozoa, Scleractinia, Poritidae.